Molecule: messenger RNA, 1905 nt
Organism: Striga hermonthica
Lineage: Eukaryota; Viridiplantae; Streptophyta; Magnoliopsida; Lamiales; Orobanchaceae
Source: the annotation of a GenBank genome assembly
AUGGAACUCCAUUUCCCCUCUCUCCUCCUCUCCGCCGCCACGCUCCUCCUCGCCCUGUCCAUCUCCUCCGCCGCCAACGACACCGCCGCCCUCUCCCUCUUCCGCUCCCAGACCGACCCCCACGGCGCCCUCCUCCCCAACUGGACCACCACCCCCGCCGCCCCCACCGCCUGCGCCGCAGCCUGGUCCGGCGUCCGCUGCUCCCGCGGCCGCGUCACCGCCGUCGUUCUCCACUCCCUCUCCCUCCGCGGCUCCAUAUCCGCUCUCUCCUCCAUCGACCAGCUCCGCCUCCUCGACCUCCGCAACAACCGCCUCACCGGCGACCUCUCCCCCCUCACCAAAUGCACCAACCUCAAGCUCGCCUACCUCUCCGGCAACGACUUCUCCGGCCAGAUCCCGCCGGACCUCCCCUCCCUACGCCGCCUCCUCCGCCUCGACCUCUCCAACAACAACCUCCGCGGCCCCAUCCCCCAAAACCUCUCCGCCCUGUCCCGCCUCCUCACCCUCAAUCUCCAGGACAACCAAAUCAGCGGCGAAAUCCCCAAAUCCCUAGAUUCACUCCCAAAUCUCCGCCAUCUGAACCUCUCGAACAACGAAUUAAACGGCUCCGUAUCAAAAUCCCUACUCACAAAGUUCGGCAAGACCAGCUUUUCCGGCAAUGAAGCUCUCUGCCUUAAUUCCACCAAUUGCUCUUCUUCCUCCACCAAUUCGAAUCCAACCUAUCCCAAAACUCCACCGGAAAAUCAACGCAAUAAGAUGAGCAAAAGAACACUAAUAUCCCUAAUCACUCUAAUUUCGAUUCUAUUGCUCGUGCUCUCGUCGUGCGCGGUAUUCCUCUGCUGCUGCUGGAAAACCAAAACCGACUCGACAAAUUCGCUAGCGGCAAGUGAGGGCGGAAAACGAAGCAGCCACUCGAGCCACAAGGGCUUCAUAGAUAAUAACGAAGGCGGCACAGGCCCCACGCGUACAAAUGGGCUCGUCUUUCUCGACGACAAGAAUCAGUUUGAGCUCGAGGAUUUGCUCCGUGCAUCGGCUGAGGUGCUCGGGAAGGGUAAUUUGGGCACGGUUUAUAAGGCCGUGCUUGAGGGCAACAGUGGGACUGUGGCUGUGAAGAGGUUGAAGGACAUUAGCUCGUUCGAGCGGAAGGAAUUCGAGCGGUGUAUGGAUUUAAUUGGGAAAAUGAGGCACCCGAACAUCGUGAGGUUGAGAGCUUAUUACUACGCGAGGGAGGAGAAGCUACUCGUCUACGAUUACAUGCCCAACGGCAGCUUGCACGAACUUCUUCACGGAAACAGAGGGCCCGGCAGAGUCCCGCUCGACUGGACCACGAGAAUCGGCCUCAUCCUUGGGGCAGCCCGGGGGGUCGCCAGGGCCCACGACGACCACAUGGGCCCGUGGGCCCCACACGGGGCCGUGAAGUCGUCCAACGUCUUGCUUGACAAGGAUGGGGUGGCCCGUGUAUCGGAUUUCGGGCUGACGCUAUUCCAGAGCCCUGCCCGCGCGGUUGCCGGGCUCGGAGGAUACCGGGCCCCCGAGCAGGCCAUGAGCAAUGUCCUAACGAGGGAGGCCGACGUGUACGCGUUCGGGGUGUUGAUGCUCGAGGUGUUGACGGGCCGGGCCCCGUGCGGGCCCGAUGGCCCCGCGGCGGACCUGCCCGGUUGGGUUCGGUCGAUGGUGAAGGAGGAGUGGUCGGCGGAGGUUUUCGACGGGGAGCUAUCGAGGUACAAGAACAUCGAGGAGGAGCUUGUGUCUGUUUUGCAUGUGGCCAUGGCCUGCGUGGUCGGCCAGCCAGAUAAGAGGCCCACCAUGCGGGAAGUGGUCCGAAUGGUCGAGGAGAUUCGGAUUGUGGAGUUCUUUGAUUUUUGUUCGAUUGUUAUUAGUUUUUGCGUUGUGGAGAGGAAUUAG